Molecule: messenger RNA, 2195 nt
Organism: Closterium sp. NIES-65
Lineage: Eukaryota; Viridiplantae; Streptophyta; Zygnematophyceae; Desmidiales; Closteriaceae
Source: the annotation of a GenBank genome assembly
AUGUCCUGCUGUCUGUACCUGGUUGGUGCUGGCAGGUGGGAGGGCAGCGGGUACUUCAAGCCAGACGAGUCUGCUCUGCAAUCAGGCGCUGCUGCUGCUGCUGCUGCUGCUGCUGGUAGCAACGGCGGGGACAAGGCUGACAGCCACACUGCUCCGUUUGUCAUCUCCAUGCCCCCUCCCAACGUCACUGGCGCUCUGCACAUGGGCCAUGCCAUGUUCGUCACUCUCGAGGACAUUAUGACUCGGUUCUGGCGCAUGAAGGGGCGUCCCACCCUCUGGCUGCCAGGCACGGACCAUGCAGGCAUCGCCACUCAGUUGGUGGUUGAGAAGAUGCUUGCGUCUGAGGGGAUUAGCCGCCAGGAGCUGGGCCGAGAAGAGUUUGUGAAGCGCGUGUGGGAGUGGAAGGAGAAAUACGGUGGCACAAUUGCAAAGCAGAUUCGCAGGCUCGGCGCCUCCUGUGAUUGGUCGAGAGAGAGGUUCACUUUGGAUGAUCAACUCAGCAAGGCCGUGGUGGAGGCAUUUGUGCGCCUGCACAACAAGGGGCUCAUCUACCGCGGCACGUACAUGGUCAACUGGUCGCCCUUCCUGCAGACCGCUGUCUCAGAUCUGGAAGUGGAGUAUUCAGAGGAGCCAGGCACGCUCUACUUCUUCAAAUACCCCAUCGCUGGAGGAACAGAGGACGACUAUCUGCCCGUGGCCACCACACGCCCAGAGACCAUUCUGGGAGACACAGCAGUGGCCGUGCACCCAGAGGACGAGCGCUUCAAGAAGUUUGUGGGAAAGCAGGCCGUGGUGCCCUUGUGUGGCGGCAGGACCAUUCCCAUCAUUGCCGAUGAUUACGUGGACAUGGAGUUUGGCACAGGGUGCCUCAGGAUCACCCCUGGCCACGCCAUCAACGAUAAUACCAUGACUCCGCUCCAUUGCACAAUCAUCCCGUCAUUCCCCUGUUCCCCUGUACCCCUCUCCCUGUCCCUCUCCCUCUCCCCCCUACGGCCCCAGUACGUGGACAUGGAGUUUGGCACGGGGUGCCUGAAGAGCACGCCCGGGCACGACAUCAAUGACUGUGCCAUUCCAUCAGAACUUCCUUCCUCCAUUCCCCUACUCCCCCAUGACCCAUCUCCCCAUCCCUUCCCCCCACUACUACCCCCCCUACGGCCCCAGUACGUGGACAUGGAGUUUGGCACGGGGUGCCUGAAGAGCACGCCCGGGCACGACAUCAAUGACUGUGCCAUUCCAUCAGAACUUCCUUCCUCCAUUCCCCUACUCCCCCAUGACCCAUCUCCCCAUCCCUUCCCCCCACUACUACCCCCCCUACGGCCCCAGUACGUGGACAUGGAGUUUGGCACGGGGUGCCUGAAGAGCACGCCCGGGCACGACAUCAAUGACUGUGCCAUUCCAUCAGAACUUCCUUCCUCCAUUCCCCUACUCCCCCAUGACCCAUCUCCCCAUCCCUUCCCCCCACUACUACCCCCCCUACGGCCCCAGUACGUGGACAUGGAGUUUGGCACGGGGUGCCUGAAGAGCACGCCCGGGCACGACAUCAAUGACUGUGCCAUUCCAUCAGAACUUCCUUCCUCCAUUCCCCUACUCCCCCAUGACCCAUCUCCCCAUCCCUUCCCCCCACUACUACCCCCCCUACGGCCCCAGUACGUGGACAUGGAGUUUGGCACGGGGUGCCUGAAGAGCACGCCCGGGCACGACAUCAAUGACUGUGCCAUUCCAUCAGAACUUCCUUCCUCCAUUCCCCUACUCCCCCAUGACCCAUCUCCCCAUCCCUUCCCCCCACUACCCCCCCUACGGCCCCAGUACGUGGACAUGGAGUUUGGCACGGGGUGCCUGAAGAUCACGCCCGGGCAUGACAUCAACGACUAUGCCAUCGGGCAGCGCCGGGACCUGCCCAUUAUCAACAUUCUCAACAAGGAUGCCACACUCAAUGAAAACGCAGGAGCCUUCUGUGGUUUGGAUCGGUUUGAGGCCCGGAAGCAGGUGUGGGAGCAGCUGGAGAAAGAAGGCCUGGCGAUCAAACAGCAGCCACAUGUGCAGCGGGUGCCACGCUCCCAAAGAGGAGGCGAGGUGGUGGAGCCGCUGGUGAGUCGGCAGUGGUUUGUGCGCAUGCAGCCCCUGGCAGAGCCAGCGCUGGAAGCAGCACGGACUGGCGAGCUCAAAAUUAUUCCGGAGCGGUUCGAGAAGGUAUG